Mercurialis annua (annual mercury) is the source of this 1616-nucleotide messenger RNA. Its product is annotated as SHUGOSHIN 1. Lineage: Eukaryota; Viridiplantae; Streptophyta; Magnoliopsida; Malpighiales; Euphorbiaceae. The record is from RefSeq and is a predicted model, not a curated record. The transcript is spliced from 12 exons. Gene Ontology annotation, biological process: maintenance of meiotic sister chromatid cohesion; meiotic sister chromatid segregation. Gene Ontology annotation, cellular component: nucleus; chromosome, centromeric region. Bases 192 to 1373 code for a protein of 393 amino acids.
GAUGUCUUUGCUUCGGAAAGUCGUUGAUCUAUAAACACACUUCCAUUUGUAAAAACCGUACAUUUACCAUUUUACCCUUCAUAUUCUUCAUCCUUUUAUUUUUCCCUCCUUCACACCCAAAUUCAAAUCCCAUAGAUGAACAAAACCCUCAAUUUCGCCGGAGUCUGAGAGAUUUAUGAUAUUGCUCCGCCAUGGACGGCGGCGAAGUUUCUCUUCUUAAAGAAAACCACAAUGUUAAUAAUAAAGGUGAUAAAGUGAAAGGACAAGAAAUAGCUAAGGCAUCUACGGUUGUUGGAGAUUUACCGAGGAAAACGCUAGGCGAUAUUAGUAACUUGCCCCAGAAAAACCAGGAUAUGAAACCUCCAUCUGUUUCAGUUAAUGCUAAAGAUUAUAUUCAUAAGCUCCAUCAGGAAAAUUUGACAUUAGUGAAGCUACUUACGGAGAGAAAUAAAAUCAUUCAAUCACAUGCAUUUGAGUUGCAGAAACUGAAAACACAAUGCCAACACGUCCAGCAAAAGAAUCUGGAGCUCGCCCAAUCAAACAGCCAGAUAAUGGCGGAACUUAAUACAAAUAAAGAUAGGCUCAGGGUGCUUCAACAUGAGUUGGGAUGCAAAAACAGCUUGCUUAAAGUGUCGAAAUUGCAAUAUGAGGAAAACGAUAAUACGGGUGAUACCAUCAGACCUAGUGAGGUUGAUAAGGUUUCUGAAGCGGAAAACAGGGACAAUGAACUUAGCAAUAAAAGGAGGAAGCAGCAGUCUAAAUCUUUGGACCUUACUACUUUAAAGCCAGUCGAAGCUAAAGAGAAAACUGAUAAGCGUAGGAAAUGUGCUAAGUUGAAAGGUCGGAAACACGAUUCAACUGAUGAUGCAUUUGAGAUAACGAAAUCUUUGGACCUUCAUAUGGAUGAACCUAUUGAAGCUGAAAAGAAGGUUGAUGUGAAGAGGCUUUCUUUGAGAAGGCAAUCUUCUAGGUUCAUAGCCAGUGAGCAAGCCACAGCUGAUGAUUCAUUUCAGAUAAAUGAUGCUUUGGAUCCUACUACGGUCACACCUCAUCAAGCUGAAAAUAAGGCUGAUAAUAAGAGGCUUUGUUCGAGAAGGCAGUCUGCUAGACUUAGAAGUCGAGAAGUUCAAGAAUUAACUGAAGAUACAUUUCAGAUAGAUGAUGAUAAAUUUCCAGUUUCUCCCCUGAAUAAAAGUGAUGCCCCAACAUCUGUAUCAGCAGUCAAAAGUGAACCUGAAGUAGGACAGAGUACCUCUGGAUCUGAAGCCCCGGAACUAGGAAGGUUGUCUUUCCGACCUAAGCGUCAAGUGGCUGAAAAGGUUCAAUCCUACAAGGAAACUUCAUUAAAUGUCAAGAUGCGCAGACCUACGUGAGUUAGAAAUCUUUCUCAAACUAACCUUACAUUGGGCAGAGCAGGGGAGACCAUUUUUUGGCAUUCUUGAUGGUAAGGUUUGAAAGAAUUUCUUAUUGAUACCUGCUGCUAGUCAAAUGCAAAUGUUAAAGCUAGUAUAUUUUGUUCUAUUAUCAUCUACGCUCGAUGAUUUAGCACCCAAAAUCAAUCUAGGUCUUAGGUGAUUGUCCAGAUUAAUUGAAAAAAUUGCUUGUUUCUCAGUUUA